This is a messenger RNA of Caretta caretta (loggerhead turtle), 1186 nucleotides long. It is a transcript of the gene TRAPPC4, whose product is annotated as trafficking protein particle complex subunit 4. Gene Ontology annotation, biological process: endoplasmic reticulum to Golgi vesicle-mediated transport. Gene Ontology annotation, cellular component: TRAPP complex. NCBI's taxonomy places the organism in Eukaryota, Metazoa, Chordata, Testudines, Cheloniidae. The record is from RefSeq and is a predicted model, not a curated record.
AGAACUACAUCUCCCAAAGUGCCCUAAGCUGACGGGAGCCGACAUGGCCAUCUUCAGCGUGUACGUUGUGAACAAGGCCGGAGGCCUCAUCUACCAGCUGGAUCACUACGCGCCGCGCUCCGAGACUGAGAAAACUUUCAGCUUCCCGUUGGACCUGGUGCUUAAGCUGCACGACGAGCGCGUGGUGGUGGCGUUCGGGCAGCGGGACAGCAUCCGCGGUGGGCGUCCGACUGGAGGCGCCAGGGAGGCUGGGAAACACUGGGGAUCCAGCGAGGCCUGUGGAACCGUUGGACAUGCUGUGCUUUCCAUCAAUGGCAUUGAUGUGAAUGGGAAAUACACUGCUGACGGGAAGGAGGUACUGGAGUACCUUGGCAAUCCUACCAACUAUCCCGUGUCCAUCCGUUUUGGCCGGCCUCGCCUCUCCUCCAAUGAGAAGCUCAUGCUGGCCUCCAUGUUCCACUCGUUGUUUGCAAUUGGGUCCCAGUUGUCUCCUGAGCUGGGGAGUUCCGGUAUUGAGAUGUUAGAAACAGACACAUUUAAACUACACUGUUUUCAGACCCUAACAGGGAUCAAAUUUGUGGUGCUCGCUGAUCCACGGCAAGCUGGGAUAGAGUCCCUUCUGCGCAAGAUCUAUGAGAUUUAUUCUGACUUUGCUCUGAAAAAUCCUUUCUACUCACUGGAGAUGCCAAUCAGGUGUGAGCUGUUCGAUCAGAACUUGAAACUUGCUUUGGAGGUAGCAGAAAAAGCUGGACCAUUUGGACCAGGAUCAUAGGACUUUUCCAGUGUCAAUAGUGAGCCUCUCCUCACGAGAUAGCUUUUCCAGAAUCCUGUCUCUGGCUACAGCAGCGAGAGAGGAGGUCAUGAGGUCCCAAAUUGCUUUUGUCAUCUCCAGAAAUGCUGCUUUAUUCCAUGGUUGUGGAAUCCACCUUUGCCUAACAGUGAAUAUUAUUAUAGCUAAGAAUGGGCAUAUGUGGCUGAAGCUAUGAUUGCAGCUCUAAUGCUGUCACUGUAACACAGAGGAAGAUAAGACACAACAUGAUGGUAAAACCUCAGUUAUACUCCCCUUUCUCACUCUUAAGUGUGUGUAUAUAUAUAUAUAUAUUAGUUUUUCUCUGCAGCUUUAAUUUAUGGCUCAGACAAAUGGUUACUUUGGAUGUACAAGUAAUAAACAUUCCCUUAAAGUGUG